AUGGACCACGUUGACCUCCGCUACGCGUCAGUGAUUAGUCAAUACACCCAGCGGGAACUUACCAACGAAACCGGCACCAUCAACGCGGUAUCAGCACUGACGAACGCAUUCACAAAAGCGUUCAAGCUAGGUAGCGUUCCUUCCAAGGCAUUCCGCUUCGGGAUGGCGCUGGCGGACCUGAACCAUGCACUGUUGUGGCAGCCAGCUCAGAACGUGCUGCUCACGCGUAGGAACAUACUCGGGCAGGCGCCAUCGCCGAGCUGGUCGUGGGCGGGUUGGCGAGCGCCUGUCGAGCAUCGCGUCCCGUGGUCCACCGUCCUGGGCCACCCAAUAGUUGUAGAAUCUCUUAUCCGUGCUUGGUACAUCUGCGAACACGGCGCACUAGCGCAACUCGACGUACGGCCAAUCGCUGGAGUGGGUUUUCCGGAAGAAGGGAGUCGAAGGAGGUACGUACCUCCGAGUGAAAGAACCGACCCAGAGCAGGCCCCGCAUGCUAGCGAAGGUGCCCUGGUAUUUCGAACCACAGCCGCGACGUUCAAGGCGCAGCGGAUUAAUGGGGUUCAAGUAAAUGAGGACGCACGAUACGAAGUGUUCGCUAUCCUCCCUGCUGCAGGUCGCAUAUAUCUACCACGUUCUACGAGGUCUCCUUUAGAUCUGCGGCUCAUCACUCUGCCGCGGUGUAAUGCCGUAGCUGGGCUGUAUGAUACUCAGGUCUACGGCGACACGUACUCUGGCGGAUGUUUUCUGAACGUCAUGGCGGUCCAAGAGAGCGAACAGAGAAAGCUGGAGCGCAUGGGGAUUGGAAUCAUCUUUGAGCAAGCUCGGAUUGAGGCGAAUCCGGCGGAAGAGCAAGUGUGUCUAGGUUGA
This is a messenger RNA of Pleurotus ostreatus (oyster mushroom), 867 nucleotides long. RefSeq lists its product as uncharacterized. The record is from RefSeq and is a predicted model, not a curated record. The transcript has a single exon. Lineage: Eukaryota; Fungi; Basidiomycota; Agaricomycetes; Agaricales; Pleurotaceae. Bases 1 to 867 code for a protein of 288 amino acids.